AAAACAUAUGCGCAUGUGUGUGUUCUUUUCCCCCUCAGUUCUUAUUUCAUCCCGUUUAUGAACAUUCACAGUUCCGCCUUUCCCUGAAAUUUUGCAUAAGUACCUCGCCCUCCCCUUUUAACAUGAAAAAAUAUCAUUAUUUUCAAUUUUGAAAGCUUAUGCGCAUGCACGCAGUUUCUUUCUCGCGAGGUUCCCAACAGUCACGUGUCUUUUUUGUUUUUGUGUUGGUUUACAUGUUUACUUCCGCUGUUGGCAAUUGCCUUGCGACCACACAUCUGCUGUCGCCAUUUUGUCCUGCAUUCGCAGUUCCAACAGUAAGAGCGGAAGAUGCAUCCCUUGUUGUAUCUCAUCCUGGCCCAACAAGCUAUAAUCAGGUCUGUUGUUGCGUUGUUGCGGCGCAGGCAUAGGCGCCUCCAACAGUUCCACUGUAUGCUCGCUGCGAACAGGAGGAGGGCGAGUAGGAGGAAGCACGCUCGCAGGAAGAGUAGCCUCGUGGUUGGUCGCCUUGCCCAGCAAACUGUAGCGACUGUGGGUGGGAGAAUUUCCCAAUGUCUCCGGCCAUUGCCCAGGAGGUGGUGGGUCUAUCCACAUGAGACGGACUUCUGGCCGAAGCUGUUAUGCACCGUUUGGUCCGAUGAAAAAUGGAUAGAGCAUCUGAGGAUGCCUAGGAGGCUUUUCCUGCUUAUUGUGGAACAGCUGCGUCCGGAGAUCUGCAGGGAGGACACCCGUCUGCGCUCCGCCAUACCAGUGGAGAAGAGGGUGGCAAUCGCACUUUGGAUCCUGGCUAACCAGGGGUCCUAUGGCACAGCGGCCACCCGGUUCGGCGUGGGGAAAUCGACAGUGUGCACCAUUUUUAUUUCUGUAGUCCUGGCCAUAGAGAAAGUCCUCCUUCACAAGACAGUGUACCUCGGGGACCACAGGAAGAUCAUGGCAGGCUUCGAGGCUAUGGGAUUCCCACAAGUAAUCGGGGCUGUUGAUGGGUGCCACUGUCACAUCAUUUCGCCAGUGCGUCAGGGUGGGGAGUAUAUCAAUCGCAAGGACACGUACAGCAUGCUGUUGCAGGGAACAGUGGACCACACUGUACUAUUCAUCAAUGUCUGCAUUGGAUGGAGCGGGACCUCGCAUGACGGAUUCGUUUUCCGCCACUCUUCCAUCUACCAAACCAUGCGUGCAGGCCUGUUUGUGCCAGGGAAUCCAACUGUCACCAUCUGUGGCAAGCAGGUGGGCCCACUGCUUAUUGCAGAUGCAGCAUAUGGGGUGAAAAACUGGGUCAUGACCCCAUUCAAAGGCACUCUCCAGCCACGCCAGGCCCUGUAUAAUCGCCACCUCAAUAGAGCCAGGAACACGGUGGAACGUGCAUUUGGCCGCUUGAAGGCAAGAUGGCGGUGUCUCACUGCACCAUUGGAGCUGGCAGAGGAGAACGUUAACUCUGUCAUAGUGGCAUGCUGCGUUCUGCACAACCUCGUGGAGACUGGAGGGCGCAUUUUGGAGGGGGCACCAUCUCGGCCAAGGCGAUUUGUGCUUAAUGCUGCCAGUUUACGCACUGCAAACGCCGACCGUGAAAAAGCAGAUGCCCCCGACUCUGAUCGGGGAAGACCAAGGAGGAGGAGGGGGUCCCGGCGCCGUGAGCCUUCUUCCUCGCCGUCUUCCGAAGAGGAGGAACAGGAGGAGGAGGAAGAGGAGGAUCCCUCCGUGUUGGGAGAGGAGGGAGAGGACGAGGCACCUGCUGUCCGCGAGUCACCAGCGGAGGAGGAGGUGGAGGAGGCGGGGCAGAUCGAGGGUACGUUGGAACAGGGAAUGUCACGCAGGAGUUUGUUUUGGGAAUUCGGUUGCCAAGGAAGAGGAAAACUAGACCGUGGGACACUAUGUGGUCAUCCACUCUGA
Molecule: messenger RNA, 1884 nt
Organism: Sceloporus undulatus (fence lizard)
Lineage: Eukaryota; Metazoa; Chordata; Lepidosauria; Squamata; Phrynosomatidae
Product: putative nuclease HARBI1
Exons: 3
Coding region: 328-1884 (518 amino acids)
Source: RefSeq, a predicted model, not a curated record